Pantherophis guttatus is the source of this 4342-nucleotide messenger RNA. It is a transcript of the gene FAM107B, whose product is annotated as family with sequence similarity 107 member B. Lineage: Eukaryota; Metazoa; Chordata; Lepidosauria; Squamata; Colubridae. The record is from RefSeq and is a predicted model, not a curated record.
CGCGUCUCGGCCGGCCAGGAGGAGGAAGGCUUGGCUGGCUGGCGGCGCCCGGGAGGAGAGAAGCCCACCUACCCAGCCACCCAGCCGCUCAGGCAGGCAGUGGCGAGGGAGAGCCCAGGCGGAGCAGCGGCUGGCUUCGGGGAGGGAAGCGUUGCCCUCCCGGCCUUUCCUGCCUUCUGCUUGCCGAUCACGUAAGUGAGAACUGGGAAUCCAGAGAGUCCCCUCAGAUCCCAAGAGCUAUCAUGGCUGAACCAGAUUACAUAGACGAAGACAAUCCUGAACUCAUUAAGCCUCAGAAACUAAUUAAUCCUGUAAAAACCUCCCGGAACCAUCAAGAUCUUCACCGAGAACUCCGUAUGAAUCAGAAAAGGGGCCUAGCUCCUCAGAACAAGCCAGAACUUCAGAAAGUGAUGGAGAGACGAAAAAGAGACCAGGUUUUCAAGCAGAAGGAAGAGGAAGCCCAGAAGAAGAAGUCAGACUUGGAAAUAGAACUUCUCAAGCGACAACAGAAAUUGGAACAACUUGAACUUGAGAAGCAGAAGAUCCAGGAGGAGCAAGAAAACGCGCCCGAAUUUGUCAAGGUGAAAGGCAACUUGAGAAGAACGGCCCAGGAAUCCUCAGAAGCUCCAAACUCCUAGAGAAGGAAAACUUCUUUUAAGACUUGAAGCUUUCAGCUCCAGUGGGCAGUAGGGAAGGGACUUCUGAGACGUCUGGCACCCAUUUGCCCCGGAGCGGAUGCAAAAAAACGUGGUCAAUACAAGGUCAAUUUCUGGAUCCUGUUUUGAAAGGGUGACUGCUUAGAAGUCAAAACUUGCCAGUAAUAAUACGGAGAUCAGAGGAUAAACAAGCAACCUGCUUUUUCCUAUCCCAGAUAAGAUGGAGAACCUGUUUUGAGGAGCUGGGUUGCUUAUUUACUCCUGAUCGUGCUUAAGUGAGCAUUCUCAGGCUAAUAUGUCUGCAUUUUUUCCCCCUCUCCUUGUUCCUACUUUGUGGAAUUCUGCUAUGCAGGAAAAAAAACAAAGUGUGUUUUUUUUUUGAGACCACUUUUUGAGUUACGUUCUGUGUGGAAACUUGGCUUCAGCAAUGGAGCUGGCCACUCAGAUAUUUUGUGUAAAUAGAAAAGUCCUUUAGACUUGAAGCUGGAUUUUUCCCAUUUAUCUCUAAUAGGUAGGAUGGACCACCACAGCUGCGAGGAAGGAAGGAAGCAAAGAAAGAGAGGCAAAUGCAAUAUUCCCGGUCGUUAGAUGGCUAAAAUAUAUUCUUGACCACUUCUGGGGUUGUAAAGAAAUGGAUAGUUUUUGCAAUGCAACUCUCUUUUUUUUCCCCUCUCUCUAACCCAACCUUGCUAAAGCAGUGUUGUACUUUAUCAUUGAUUCCUCUGGCACAUGCCAUGGUCUACAUCGCAGCUGAUGUUUACUUCGAUCAGGGUUUCCAAAACCUUACAUCUGAGUUUCUGAUUCUCAAUUUUUUUGCUUCUGACCCUGAGUUUGCAAACAUUUUAUGGGACAGCCUGAGAACUUCUGGGUCAAAGAAGAAGCCACAAACCCUAAAAAUACAUUCUGGUGCAUCGUUUUUCAUCACCUGUGUAGAUUUAUUAUUUUCUUUUAAGAUUAACAAAACCAGGCAAGUUUGGAAUAAUACUGUCAGGGCUUGGCCAGGGAGUGGGAGUUUAAAAAACAACAACAUGAAAUUCUCUUUAUUUUCUUUGUUCUCCAUGAAAUCCAGUUACAUUUCCACCUGGAGGUAAAAGCCCAUUAAUGCCAGAGGAACUUACUUCUCGACAAAUGGAAAUCAGAUUGUAGAUUAAUUUAUCUCGGUAUAUAUUUUUUUCUUAAGUUGUCCACCAUCCGAUUCUUAUCUCAUUCCUGUUUUCAACUAGUGAGAAUGCCAGUGAGAGGCCAGGAUUAUGGAAAAACUAUGGAUUUCCAGGAAAAAUCUUAGGGUAGGACUUUCCUCCAACAGUCCUAAGCUCCAAUUUGUCCAGUGGCAUCUCCAAUACAGAAGUCAACAAAUUCAAGAUGGCAGCUGUGACCAUGUGACCAAAGCCCCUCCCUCCUUUUUUGCAUGGGACCAAAGGAGCAGAGCUUUGAUCCUGUCGUUUUAGCUGCCAUUUUGAAUUUCUAAAAAUCCCCCCUCCCCCCAAACCUGAAAUGGCUUCAAGGUUUUGUCCAGUGUUCCUGACUGGAUUCAACCAUCUUUUAAAAUGACCUCUUGAUCAUUGGUCCUUUAUAAGAAUUCAGAGAGCAAGCCAUAGUUUCCUACAGAUUUUUUUUUUUUUAAAUAACUUCAGGAAAUCCAUCUACUUACACUUCUGGCUGAGUUUUGUGGGGCGUUGAUGGGAUUUUAGUACAGUCCCUCAGGAAAACGUAAUUCAGGAAUGCUUAGCCUGUGACGUCCUCCGUGGCACAUGAUACCAAGGGGGUGUUUUAUUUCAUUUUAUUUUUUUAAAGCCUUAGUUUCAGAAAACCACUGAACCUUGAACCUCUGCAUUGCGGAAACAAACCUAACUUGGAUAAUGAGAACUUUUAGCAAGGAUGACCAGGGUAGCCUAACCUUGAUUUGAGUUCAUUUUUGUGAGUGCUUGUCACAUAUGUGUGUUGUUUCUUGCACUUGUUCAUUGGGGUAUACGGAUGGAUGGAAACCCUCCGAGCUAGCUUUCAUUAGUGAUCACAAUAGGUAGGUAGAACAUUAGCAGUACAAAAAUCACAUUCAAUAACCCCUUAAAUAGGACCAGCUCCAUUUCACCUUCCUGUUACAUCCAAGCAAAAUCCUUGACAGAGUUUACAUCGGUUGAUACAAGCAAGGGACCUAUUUAGUCCUUUCGAGCCCAUGUCUUGCGACCGACAGCAAGCAAUCUAAAUAAAAUCACAUUAUCCAUCCCAGCCAGUAAGAAAAAGGUUUCUGGGAGUUACCAUUUACUUCUAAUUUAAAUCUUGACACAAGUUAUUUUUAUCACUGACUUGGAUUUAUAGGGUUGUGUCUUUUUAGGAGGACACAUUUAAAGGGCUUGAUAAAAUAUAUGUGUGUGUGUGUGUGAAUGCUGGUGGAUGGUUUUGCCACGUGAAAGGGAAAUAGGAGAGCUUGAUUUUUAUUUUUUUAUUUUUUUUGGAAAAGGUGACUUUCUCUUGCCAUGCCGACAGGUGACAAUUCCAGCUUUAAUUUCUUCUUUUGGGACCAGAGGUGACGAGAUUGUACACCACUAACCACUAACCUUCCCUUUCUCUACAUCAGUGUUUCUCAACCUUGGUAGCUUGAAGAUGGGUGGACUUCUGGGAGUUGAAGUCCACCCAUCUUCAAGCUACCAAGGUUGAGAAACACUGCUUGGUCACUGCAGCAAGAGUUUGGAGGUGGUGGGAAUGCUCCUAACACUGUGGAUUUUCUUCUGGGGAAAGGACUUGCCUUAAUGGACCCACCUACUCCUAUGUCUUUCUCCAGCUGUGCCAUUGAAUUCAUCCCUUCUAGAGGUUCCACUUCCAUAACCACCAGCUGGCUCAGUAGACAUCAAAAAUUCACAACACUCGGUAUCAUAAUCCCCAAUGAAUGUUUGACCCCCGCCUAGUCCUUUGCGUAUCGUAGUCUUCUCCAACUUCAUUAAAACCGGACCGUCUGCCAAAUAAAUUUACUCCUGGUUUAGCGACGAAUAAAAUCAACUGGAUUUUUAAAAAGAUGUUUCCUAAAACAAAGGAAAAAAACCAAUUUUGCAGACCACGCUGCCUAGCAGUCGUAGGAAAAAAGUAGGAAACGGUGUUCCUCUGGCAGAAUGUAAUAUUUUUGGGUCAUCGAAGAAUGCUGCGAGAAUUUGUAUUUCUGCUUUGCUUCGGGAGCCAGAAUUUGGUUUCAAGUCAGCGUGACAACACUCAAACCAUCAGUGUAACAUUAAGUCAGCUUUUGAGUAAUAUUUUGGCAUUGUUCAGCUCUCUUUUAUUGGCAGAAAGCCGUCAAGAUUGUGAUAAUAACUUUCCCAUUUUUUUUUCCAGAAGCGUACCUGGAUAUCCUCUGUUGAGCUAUUUUAAUUUAAAAGUGAUAUUGUCUCCUUUUAGAAAUGUUGUCUUUUUAAAUGCUUUUAAAAGAAUUUUUAGUUGGUUAAGGUGGAAAAUUAGUGCCACCUCCCAAUCCUCUAGGUUAGGCUAUUUUUUCAUGUCUUUACUUGUUUCCCGGUGUACAUAUAUAAAUAUUAAAAAGGGAGCCUUAAGGGGAUUUGUUUUCAUAAUUUAAUAUUUUUUGUAUUUUUUGCUCUUGCCUACUUGUUUUUAACAAAGUGUUACGAAAAUGAGGGUGGAAUUCUUAGAACCAAAGUUACUACUUAAUAAAAAUGUAUUACCUGCUUGGAAUAUGCAAUGGU